Molecule: messenger RNA, 4514 nt
Organism: Betta splendens (Siamese fighting fish)
Lineage: Eukaryota; Metazoa; Chordata; Actinopteri; Anabantiformes; Osphronemidae
Product: adenylate cyclase type 8
Exons: 23
Coding region: 142-3783 (1213 amino acids)
Biological process (GO): adenylate cyclase-activating G protein-coupled receptor signaling pathway; intracellular signal transduction; cAMP biosynthetic process
Cellular component (GO): plasma membrane
Molecular function (GO): adenylate cyclase activity
Source: RefSeq, a predicted model, not a curated record
ACAAUUCAUGUGAUGAAAAACCGACUAAACAAAACAGAAAAAGACAGAGAGGAAACCAAGGAGAGAGGAGCGGGGACUGACUCUUGACCUCUGCAACCAAAGAGGCAUGAACCUGGUGUCACAGGCUUCAUCUGGACUUGGAUGGCAGAGAUGGAGCGUCUCACCGCCCCGGUAGCCACUGGCCACGACGACUGUGGCGCGCUGGAGAACGGGGCCUGCACAGCUGUGCGGCAGGCGAGUGACAUCACCUUCAGCGCCAACGUGGGCCCCGGCCCCGGCCUGCGCAGGAAGCAGCUGCUGUGGCAGAACGCCGUCAGGAACAUCAUCGACCAGCACAACCUGUACUCGCUGAGGCUAGCUGGAGGCCUGGAGAGAGGGAGGCACCGCAUCAUCGUCACCGACGCCUACAUCACAGACAUAAACAGGCAAAUCCGUAACAAAGCGUCUCGUGCCCUGUGGCAGAAGCGGCGCUCGUCCGCAGCCCGUGUCCACCCGCUGACACCGCGCAUGACUGCCCGCAGGAAGCAGCACUCGCUCAGCGACGGAGACUUCUUCGUGUCCUGCGGCUCAACGGUUCGAGGCGUCUUCAUUCCCACACUGCAGCACACCUUCAGGUCAUCGGACUUGGAGCAGCUGUACCAGGAGUUUUCCUCCGGUCAGAGACGAACCUCUCUGGUUGUCACCAGCGUCAUCGACAUCUUGACCCGCCUCCUCAUCUCUCUGCUGACGUGGCCUCCGGGCCGCGGCGGUGUCGCCUGUGACUGGCUCACUGGGCUGUUCGUGGUCCUGUGGGCAGCCAUCUGCCUGCUGGCUCUGACCAGGAGGGAGGUGAUGUUGUCACCAAAGUGGCUGAGGUACCUGUCGCUGCUGAGCUGGGUGUCUCAGACCGUCCAGGUGUUGGUGGGCGUCUUCAGUUGGGCUGAGAGCGAUCACACCUGGUACGUUUUCUUCACCCUGUUCUCCACCUACACGCUGCUGCCGCUCCCGCUGCUCUGGUCCAUCAUCGCUGGCACAACCACGUCCACGCUGCACCUGCUGGUGGACGUCUGCUGUCACUAUGGCGACCACACCUUCCUUCAAAAGGUCUUGUCCAAGGCCUUGCUGUACCUGGCCAUGAACACAGCAGGCCUGUUCAUCCACUACCUGUCAGAUCGGACCCAGAGACAGGCCUUUCUGGAGACCAGGCGUUGCAUAGAAGGACGUGCCCGGCUGGAGAGAGAGAACCAGAGACAGGAGCGUCUCUUGAUGUCCAUCCUCCCACGCUUCCUGGUUCUGGAGAUGAUCUCUGACAUGGCCGUCAUGGACGAAUACCUGCUGCCUCAGCAGUUCCACAAGAUCUACAUUCACCACUACAAAGAUGUCAGCAUCCUGUUCGCAGACAUCAUCGGCUUCACUUCCCUCUCACUGAUUCUGUCGGCUCAGGAACUAGUCAAGACUCUCAAUGAACUCUUUGGUCGGUUUGAUAAGCUGUCAGAGGAGCAUCAGUGUCUGCGUAUUAAGAUCCUGGGCGACUGUUAUUACUGUGUGUCUGGGGUCCCAGAGCCUCAGAGGGCACACGCUCGCUGCUGCGUCGAAAUGGGCCUGAGUAUGAUCAACACCAUACGGUAUGUUCGUCGGGAACUGCAGCAAGAGCUCGACAUGAGGAUCGGGGUCCACUCUGGGUCCGUGCUUUGUGGUGUGUUGGGGGUCCAGAAGUGGCAGUUUGACAUCUGGAGCUGGGACGUGGACAUCGCUAACAGUCUGGAAGCUGCAGGAACGCCAGGGCGGAUCCAUAUCUCUCGGGCAACUCUGGACUGUCUUGGUGGGAUUUACGAGACAGAGGUGGGACACGGCCAGGAACGCAGCGAGUUCCUACGCAAACACAACAUUGACACGUUCCUGAUCCGGCCCGUGCUGAAGGAGGAGGCCGAGCCCCCUAAAGCCAGACGACCCAGCUAUGACGAGAUGACCACCUGGAGCGCAGAGCUGCCCUUUGGAGACGUCCUGGGCAUGAACUUUAUCCUCGCCACCUUCACCAAUGGCUCGCUCACUCAACUGCCCAACCAGCUCUCAGCUCAGCGGUCCGGCUCGCGGGAAGUCAACAAGAGGAUUCGAGAGGCCAUGGAAGUACGAAGCAGUGAGCGAAUGAGAAAGGAGCACAUCACCUCCUUCACUCAGGUGUUCAAGGACUCACAUAUGGAGGGAAAGUACUCCCAAAUGAGAGAUGAACUCUUCAAGUCCAACAUGAUGUGUUCCUUUAUCCUGCUGCUGCUGCUGAUGACUGUCCAAGUGCUGAUCCCCGCUCCCAGGUUGUGUCCCAUGAUCGUCCAGUUUGUUAUCAGUGGCAGCGUUUACUCCCUGCUCCUCACAUUGAGCCUGGCUGAGGAGUUCAAGUGCUGUCCAGCUGCUCUUCAGUCUCUCUGUUGUUGGAUCCAUGAGACCAAGAGUGCUCGGACGCUCCUCACGCUUACUGCCAUCACCGUCAACUUCACAGUCGCCUCCUCAGACAUUGUAAGUCUUCACUAUAAAGUCAGUAACACAAACAGAGGCAACACGCCGCUAAAAUUUCACCGUCUCUGGCGGUAUUGUUGUUGUUUUUGUUUGAUUGUCCAGGUGUGGUGUGAUCCUUCAGAAACUCCGCCCACCUCCACCAACAUCUGUACACACCCGGAGUACAUGGUGCUGAGUGGCGUGGUUGCCAUGGUUACCUGCGUGGUGUUCCUCAGGCUGAGUUGCAUGUUGAAGCUGGCUGUGCUCCUAUUAGCUGCUGCCCUCUACACCUACCUCAUAGAGACAUACAGGUCGCAUCACUUGUGCAGGAAGGGAGUUUGUGUUGUUCUCAUGGUGAUGUUUGUAAUUGCUGUCCUCUAUAACAGCAGACAGCUGGAGGCAACAGCCCGCCUAGACUUCCUGUGGCGUCUCCAAGCCAGAAAGGAGGUGGAGGACAUGAAGGAGCUGAGGGAGCACAACGAGUGUCUGCUGCUCAACAUCCUGCCGGCUCACGUCGCACAGCAUUUCCUGGAGCGAGAGCGCGACAAUGAGGAGCUGUACUCGCAGUCAUACGAGCGCGUUGGCGUCCUCUUUGCCUCCUUGCCAGGUUUCUCUGACUUCUAUGAGCAACAGGAGCUGGUUCAUCAGCAUGUUGAAUGCCUUCGCCUCCUCAACCACAUCAUCACCGACUUUGACGAGCUGCUGGAUGAGUGUUACUUUCAGGAGGUGGAGAAAAUUAAAACCAUUGGGAGUUCGUACAUGGCAGCUUCAGGUCUGUCUCCCGACAGACAGGACUGUGAGGACAACUGGCAUCAUCUCAGUGAGUUGGUUCUGUUUGCCCUGGCCAUGCAGGAAACACUCAAACACAUCAACAUCCAAACAGGAAACAACUUCCAGCUCCGCGUUGGUAUCGCUCAUGGUCCAGUGGUGGCCGGUGUGAUUGGUUCCACCAAACCUCAGUACGACAUCUGGGGGACGACGGUGAACAUGGCGAGCAGGAUGGAGAGCACAGGGGUCAGUGGAAAGAUCCAGAUCCCAGAGUCCACCAGCUGCAUCCUAGUUGAGCGCGGCUUUCUACGGCAGCUGAGAGGGAACAUUUAUGUCAAAGGCAUCAGUGAACGCCACGGGAAGCUCCGUACUUACUUCGUGAGCAGUCGGGAGGAGCGGUCCAGCUUCAUUGAGCGUGGAGGAGGGCGAGGCUUCACUCUCAACAGGAACACACUGGGAGCUGUGGUCUACAGUCUGGUCCAGGCCAGGAAGAGAGAAAGGCUGAGGGAGGAGAACGGAGGCUUUCACCUGGUGGAGGCAUCAUAGUAGCAUCUACUGUACAACAACAGAGGCCAUGAGGUCAAAGGGCUUGAAAAGUUCAAACACAAGCUACUGGACCAGCAGCCUCACAACAAACUCAGUAGAGCUGGUUAUGCUGCUCAUAAUGGAGCUACAGUACUACUACUAUUACAUACAGUAAUGGAUCCACCACAGCCUCUGUGAAGUCAUUAACAUCAAAUCAUCCUCUACACGCUGGCGAUUUUCUGGUCUAUGAUGAAGAAAUAGUAAAAUCACAUGAAUGUCUACAAUUUGUUAAUGUGAUUUUUUUACAUUCCAGCUUUGUAUUUACUUAGUUCUAAAUUUAACUUUAACUGAUGUGGUCAAUGAAGAAAAAAUUCCCUCAGUCACUCAACAUUAUAUUACUGCUCAGUUUUUUUGAUGUUCAUUAAUAAAAAACAACAGAUUAAAUGUUUUACACUAUUAAAAAACAAUUAACAAUAAUCAAUAACAAAGCUUUUUUCAAAAGAAAAAAAGAAAAGAUUUCAUCUGCACCAUUGUGCACAUUCAUUUAAACUGGUCCCUUGUGUUGGUGACAAUCAUGUCUUUAUGCAGCAGGAAUUUCACACUAAACGAAGCGUGUCUGUAAAAUCCAAACCGCUUAUGAAGGUUUUCCGCUUCAUGUAUAUAUCAAUCAGGUGAAAUGUCUAGGAUCACAUGAACCAGUUACUGAGACUAACGUGAUAUAAUGUUAAAGAAAUGCAGCAUGACACAUCAUU